Betta splendens (Siamese fighting fish) is the source of this 2028-nucleotide messenger RNA. RefSeq names its product eukaryotic translation initiation factor 2D (gene eif2d). The transcript is spliced from 15 exons. The record is from RefSeq and is a predicted model, not a curated record. The coding region runs from base 180 to 1940 and encodes 586 amino acids. Gene Ontology annotation, biological process: translational initiation; formation of translation preinitiation complex. NCBI's taxonomy places the organism in Eukaryota, Metazoa, Chordata, Actinopteri, Anabantiformes, Osphronemidae. Gene Ontology annotation, molecular function: RNA binding; translation initiation factor activity.
GUCGUUUCUCGUCGGAAGAGAAAACGUGUCGGACAAUCACAUUAGCCGAGGAAUAGAUGCCUACUAAAACGUCAAUUCCUGUCGUUCACACAGGCUCCUGUAACGGUUAUGUGCGCAUGUAUUAACAUUAAUGAUUUUAUUCAAUAAAACGAAAUGAUGAGUUUGUUGCAGUAGUGAAAAUGUUCGCUAAACCGUUUCGUGUCAAAUCCAACACGGUAAUCAAAGGAUCAGACAGGAGGAAACUGAAAGGCGACAUAUCUGCAGCCUUUCCUUCACUCUCUGCUGAGGAGCUGUCUGAGCUGGUCCCCAACAAAGAGGAGUUGAACAUAGUUAAGAUUUAUGCACACAAAGGAGAUGCAGUGACACUUUAUGCUCUUCAUAAAACCCCCCUGUUCUUUGAAGUAGAAAAGCGUCUGUAUCCUACAGUGUAUGUGCUUUGGCGAUACCCUGCUCUCCUGCCAGCCUUCACAACAUGGAAACCCGUGCUUCAGAAGUUGAUAGGAGGGGCAGACCUCAUGCUACCAGGGGUGGUGGUGCCCUCAAGUGGUUUACCAGAUGUUAAACAAGGCGACUGCUGUAGUGUUACGGUGGUGAACAAUAGAGCUCCUGUUGCUGUCGGCACGGCUACAGUGUCCAGUGCUGAGAUGCAGAGUUUGGGCAUGAAAGGAAGAGGAGUGUGUGUUCUCCACACUUACAUGGAUUACCUCUGGGCUUUUGGAGACAAGUCAAAUCCUCCAUCGUUGCUUGAUGUAGAGGUUGAGGAACAAGGGGAGUAUGGAGACGAGCUUGCAGCUGAUGAAGAGGCUGAGAAGUAUGUAGAGGAGCAGCAGAGUGCCGGGGAAACAGUGACAGAUGAAGCCUGUCCUGCUGUGGAGGAUCUGAACCUGGCUGACGAGGAGGAAAACAAGGGUGAAAAGGGUAAUGAGGAACAGGAGAAGGACGAGGAGCAAACACCACAAGCGAUAAUGGAUGCCCUGCUGCUGCAGUGUUUCCUCCAUGCGCUCAAGAGCAAGGUGAAGAAGUCAGAGCUCCCCCUGCUGACCAGUACAUUUCUCCGCAACCACAUGUUCUCCUGCUGCCCAAGUGGAAAACAACUUGAUAUCAAGAAGUCCAGCUAUAAAAAGCUGUCAAAGUUUCUGCAGGCCAUGCAGCACGAGCACAAGCUGGUGCGAGUAAAAGAACUGAGCAAGGGAGUGGAGAGCAUUGUGGAGGUGGACUGGAAAAAUCCAGAGCUGCGAUCCUUCAACAUUCCUGAGACAGAUGUUGAAGCAGCUUCAGAGCAGGAUGGAGGAGAAGGAGAAAUUCUGUAUCAUCCUCCUGAGAUUACAACUCUGUACUCUGUUUCUGCACGGCUGGAGCCGCUCUUUGUGGAUGCAAACAAAAGCAGGAAAGGCUCGGCCCUGCAGCCUGCUGAAGUGAGAAGUAUUAUCACAGAGUAUGUGAAGAAGAAUGAACUGGUGGAUGAGAACAAUAAGAACUAUGUGAGAAUAACCCCGACUCUGUGCGACUGCCUGCUGGAGAAAGCGGAGUACCAGCAGGUGGAGACUUUGAAGUGGGACGACCUUUUCGGCAGGACGCUGGAAAGAAUGCAGCAGUGCUACCAACUAGUGUUUCCUGGACAAGCUGCAGUGGUGAGGAAAGGUCACAUCGAGCCCAUCGACAUCUCUGUGGCCUCUCGAGGCUCCAAUAAGAAGGUGACUAUAAUAAAGAACCUGGAGGUGUAUGGUUUGGACCCCACCGCUGUAGCCACUGCUAUGCAGCACAGGGUGCAGGCCAGCACCGUCCUGCAGCCCAUCCCUGGGGCCAAGGACAAGGUCCUAGUUCAGAUCCAAGGCAAUCAGACUCACCAAGUUGGCAGCCUGCUGCUGGAUUAUUAUCAAAUUCCUCGCAAGUACAUCCAGGGACUAGACAAAGCUCCAAAACCUGGCAAGAAGAAGUGAGUUCUCAACCUGCUGCAGCAGCGCUUUACUGCCGGAGCAGCUUCGCUGUAUGUCAACACAACAACAAUAAACUGUGCUGUUCAUGUUA